Messenger RNA from Fusarium poae, 693 nucleotides. RefSeq lists its product as uncharacterized. The record is from RefSeq and is a predicted model, not a curated record. The transcript has 3 exons. Lineage: Eukaryota; Fungi; Ascomycota; Sordariomycetes; Hypocreales; Nectriaceae. Bases 1 to 693 code for a protein of 230 amino acids.
AUGACAAUGAACUUGAGAGGUUUAUUGACUACCAAGCGUCUAACGCAUCCGUUGCAGUUCUGCGAGCUCAUUAAUCCUAAGUAUGCCUACCUAGGAGGAAAGAAUAGGCCACCAGAGGAUGUUACAAUCGUAGCUGGGAGUAUCAAGAACGGGUCCGGAAGUGAUAACAUGACGAACGUUAUCUUGAUUAACACUGAGGAAUGGCCUGGUCAAUUGCAUAUGUCGGAGUUGCAGCUCAGUACAGCAGCUGUCAUUGUGAAUGCCAACGCCAGAAAUGGGGUGCACGUGGAAGAUCUUGAGGAAGCUUCAAUUCGGGCGCGGAAAGCAAAACCAAAAGGGCAACGCGCGAUCCACAACGCCAGAACAAAGAAUAUGUAUCUAACGCCAGAGGAACAUGUGGUCAUGAAUCCAGAGGGAGGUAUUCGGCUUGCUAAAGGUCUGCAGUAUACGGCUGAAGGUGUUACUUCAGUCUGGAUACUCCAAAAGCAAGAGGAGCCAGCCGAUACCCAGGAGGGACCUGUCCUACGAAAGGAAUUAGCCAUUUUUCACUCAAAGGACGAUCAUGCCGUGACUAAAUGGCCAGAAGACGAGGUAGAGGGUAUAUCACGCGGACGACGAGGGUGGGAGCCAAGAAUUCAAGAGCUUAUUCCGAAUCUCGAUGGAAGGCGUGAUACGUGUACCCGAGAAGACUAA